UAUAUGCUGAAAAUGAAAAUGCUUAAUUUUAUUUUUGAAAUUUUCUAUGCCCAAAACACUACAACGGCAGAAGAAGGCAUGGCACAACAAAGAUGUCUUUUUACUCUAGGACAUCAACUUAUUCGACGUGUUGAAAAUAAUCUGGUAAGUUAGCCUAAAAUUCUAAAUUUGCCACAAUAUAUGCCGGUCAAAUGAGUUUCAAUAGAGAUAAAAUGUGGUUGCAAAUGCCACUAAUUUGAUGUUAAAGCAAGGAGGUAUGGCAUGGGAGAGACCACAUAUCAAAUUCUUAGGACUCAACUGGAAGUACUUGGGAGAAAAAUUGCAAGAAAUGGAAUUAUUUAUGAGAGAGAUGGAAAUAGCCUUCUCAUAUGGCACCAAUUUUUCCGUUGGCAUUGUUGAUGAAGAGUUCAAACAGUUCUUGGAAAACUUAAAAGCUCAAAUAUGCCUUAAGCUAGAGCAUGCCAAAUGCCUUUUGGCUUUCGAUGCAGCCACGACUCCUGUGGGAAAGGUAGAAACUUCAGAGAAGUCGAUUUGGAUGGUCAAAACAACCUCCAUUUCUCAAAGAUGAUCUACCAAUUGCACCCGACUUAGGGAACACUCCCAAACUCAAGAAUGAAGAAUCAAACGAAAGGCUGAAUAGUUUCCACGGGGCCUUGAGAAGCUUGAUUACAAGCAGCGACAACUUUGUUUUUGCAUUAAAGUGCUCAUUUUCAUUGGGUCAACUAUGUGGUUUGGCCUGAUUUAUAACAAGGAAAAUGGAUAUUGGUAAGGACUAACCAUCACAAUUAGUAUUGUAACAGGAUGCCAGGCCACAUUAAUAGAUGCAAUGAGAUCGAUUUAUGGAAUUCUAAGAUUAUUUCUGUUCCAAAGAUUUCUAGACGUCAAAUUCUUAGCUCUAUUACCUUGGAUUGUCUUCACUAGUUUUUUAAUCCACAACAAGAAUUAUGGCCAAGCCGGAGCAUAUUCUGUAGCCACUGGGGUAUUGUUGUUCUUGGGUAGGAAAGACUAUGGCCCCCCAGUUAUGUUUGAAAUUGCAAGGGUCACAGAGGCGACUAUUCGAAUAAUUUGUCUCAUUAUAGUUAAGCUUCUCUUCAGUCCUUCAAGAGCAGAAACUCUUGCAAAGCUUGAAAUACUGAAGAUCAUUCAACUAUUUGGAAGCUACAUUGAAAGAAUAGCUAAUUUUCCUCAAUGGAAAAACACAUUGGCUUCUUCAAGAGUGCUGAAAGAAAGGCAACAUCAGUUGAAAUGCCAUGUAGAAAAACUGGAGAAGUUCAUUGUAGAACCUAAGAUGGUGCCCAAUUUUCGGUUUGUGCCCUUUAAUGGGGCUACCUAUCAUAAGCUCUUAGGGUCAUUUUCAACAUUGGUGAAUAUUUUACAGUUCGUGAUCUAUAAGAUAUAA
Cannabis sativa is the source of this 1399-nucleotide messenger RNA. RefSeq lists its product as uncharacterized. Gene Ontology annotation, molecular function: transmembrane transporter activity. Bases 827 to 1399 code for a protein of 190 amino acids. Lineage: Eukaryota; Viridiplantae; Streptophyta; Magnoliopsida; Rosales; Cannabaceae. The record is from RefSeq and is a predicted model, not a curated record. Gene Ontology annotation, biological process: transmembrane transport. The transcript has a single exon. Gene Ontology annotation, cellular component: plasma membrane.